UCCUAGAUAUUCCAGCCUUUUUGCACAGCUGAAGGCCCUCACCAGAAUUUUUACCAAAUCAUAGUUUUCCCCUGGUAAGCCAAUUUAUAGUUUGUUCGAGGAGGGUUGCAGGUUGUCACUGAGAGAUGAGGAUGCCUUAGUAACUGACUGCUACCAUUAAUGUUUGACCAAAAGGUUGGUUGGGACAAUUCACCUUUAAAUCUUCUUCACGGGCAGUUCCUCUGGAUCGAUGUAAUGCGGAUUCUGAGGUGACAAGAGGCGAAUGUGGGACCCGCAGACGCUUGAGGCAGGUGGGUAUUUUGGGAGGUGGUGCGCUCCUUCUGCUGUUUACGCAGGGUUUCUGCGCGCUCCCGACGCACGGGCUGGAGGUUCUCAAUGCAUCGUUAAAUGCUGUGGCUCUGGCGGCACGUUCCCAGACUUGCAAUGGACUUGGCGGCGAGACAGCGCGCAGCGUCUUGCUGACAGACGAUCCCUUGCCUACGGCUCUCAGUCGAUGCCCGGGAACCGCAGUGGCACCGCAGAGGAACGGCAAGCUCCUGUCCCGGAGCUGCAAGGCUCCGAUAUGGACCUGGUGCUGAGCAAGCUGAAGGAUUUCUCCUGUAAACCCACCAGAUUCGCCGACUGGGACGGGAGGGACAGCCAGCCCGGGCUGUACAAGCGACAGAGCUGUCCUGACAUAGGUUGGGACCCCCACAGCAAGAGGCAGAGGGUCGACCUGGAGAAGGCCCUGGACCGGCUGAAAUCGGAACUGAUGGAAAUGCGCUCCCAGAAUCAGUCCUUGGUGAAACAGUUGAUGGAGCUUCAUGAAGGGAUCCAGGAUUUGAAGCAGGAAUGUGACAGUGACAGAGAGGUGGAUGGCUCAGGGAAUGACAGCAAUGAUUCUGAAGAUGACAGCGGCUUAAACCAUUCACACCCCAGACUCAGCCUGCAAGCAGCAAUCUCCCAGAAACGGAAUCGCAGGAACUCACUCCCCUAAUGUUCAUUGUAGGAGGAAUGGGAUAAUUGACAAAUAGAGAAUUUAAUGCAUGUCUGCAGUAAAAUCACUGCAACAUUGUUAGGUGCCACAUGACAACUUCAAACUAUCUGCAAUACUGUAUAUUUUUUAAUAUUCAUAUGCACUGUUUUACACAUUUCACAUAUGAAGUAAGCAUUCAGUACUCAAGGAGAUCAUAAAACAACAGUUGUAUCUGUUAGUUUUAGCAAAAUUAAAAAUAGCACAAUAGAGUAUUCAUCUAAAUUUAGUAUGAUACUUGGUUUCUAGGACACUUAAAAAUGAAUGAAAGAGCAUCAGUGAGUACAUGACUGAUUGUUAAGGUUAUUUUUGAGAAGCUCAUGUAAUUUACUGAGGAUGGAUAGUCGUGUGACAUAGCCUGUAUUUUACUGCAGGUCAAUGUGGUUGAACAUCUGGAACUUCUAGUUGGGAUCUUCCCACCUCCCACAAUGAGAAGCAGGGUAAAAGGCUGCCACGCUGUUUCUGCAGAGUUCUUGUCAAUGUUACGGCAGCCAUUUGGGGAAUCCAUAGGAAAUUUUAUCCAUCUGUUAAAAGUUUCUAAGUAUUACCAAAGCAGUUACAGAACUGAAUACUACAAAUACGUGAUUCAACAUUAACCUUCAGAGAAAAAUAUAGAUACUUGAAAAAGAAAAAAAAAAUUUCAGGGCUCUAAGAGUGACAAUGAAAAUCAAAGAACUGCAGAUCUAAAAUAAAACCAGAAAGUGCUAAAACAAAAACACUCAGUAGGUCAGGUAGCAAUUGCGGAAAGAGAUAAUGUUUCUGAUCAAAGACCCUUCACUAGAACUGGGAAAGAGGGAACAAACAAAUUAGUUUUACAUUGCAGAGAGGUC
Pristis pectinata (smalltooth sawfish) is the source of this 1842-nucleotide messenger RNA. RefSeq lists its product as uncharacterized. Bases 263 to 976 code for a protein of 237 amino acids. The transcript has 2 exons. The record is from RefSeq and is a predicted model, not a curated record. Lineage: Eukaryota; Metazoa; Chordata; Chondrichthyes; Rhinopristiformes; Pristidae.